GCUCCCAAGAGUGGUCGCUCUAGGCUGAUUUCACAGUACUUUCAUAGGCUAGUGCGUCAGAAAAUGCUAAUGUCCGAAUGUAUUAUGAAUUCAAGCCUCUGGUAAAAUUAAGUUUUCGUCGGGAAUAAAGUUUGAGUAGCCUAAAAUCAGCUAUUGGAAACCAAAACUGAAGUCGCGUCUUGUUGGGAGUGUAAUUCAUCCUUAUGUCAAACAAGACAUCAAACUAAUACGUUUUGCCUCUUUUCUCCCUCUCCAAAAUGCCGGUAUUUAAUAUGGCUGGGUGUCGGACAGACUGCGUUGAGAAGCCAUUCUCCAUUGGAUUUCAGAAAUUCGGCCGUUUCGUGGGAAAGCAUCCUUGGUGGUUCUUUAUCUGCCCUCUGGUCAUCUCUACGGCGCUCGGGACUGGGUUUUAUUUUCUUGAGGACAUGGAGGCCAACAACAUUGAGGACCAAUUUACACCAGUAAACGGACCCGCAAAACUUGAGAGGAAAUUUGUAGAAGAGAACUUUCCGCUGAAUAACUCGGUGUAUUCAAACCAGAGACUGUACACCAUGGGGGAAUUUGCAUCCUUCAUAGCUGUCUCAAGAGAUCCCAACAUCUUCACCGAUGGAGCCAUCAAAGAAAUAUUAAGUUUAGACAAGAAGGUCCGGGAAAUAAAACAUUCGAGAGGUCAUGAACAGCUUACAUAUGAAGGACUUUGCGCCAGAAAAUCCAAUAAAUGUAUUCCCAAUAAAAUAUUAGAUAUCAUGAAUCAUUAUGGUAGCAACAUUGACCAGACUGAACUCACCUUUCCAUUUUUCCGUUUUGGAUUCACAACAAUAUUUCUAGGAUAUUCUGUCGGUGGAGUUAAUGUAAGCUCAACAGUCAUAAAGAGUGCGAAAGCAAUACGACUUUUUUAUUCUCUGAAAGAAGGUAACCGCUCUACAACAGAUCUGUGGCUAAACGAAUUCCUCAAGGUUUUCCCCUCCAACCAGUCGCUGAAUUUCAUCACGGUUACACAUUCUACAUCACUGUCUAGGCAGGUGGAAUUCGAGGCCAACACCAGGGACGUUAUCCCCUUGUUUUCCAUCACAUAUGUUAUCGCCAUAGUCUUCUCCAUUGUGUCUUGCUUAAGGUUUGAUUGUGUGAGGAACAAGGUAUGGGUGGCCACCUUUGGAGUAUUAUCUGCAGGGCUUGCUGUGCUGUCUGCCUUCGGGAUGAUGCUGCAUAUUGGAGUGCCUUUUGUAAUGACUGUGGCCAACUCCCCCUUCUUGAUAUUGGGUAUUGGUGUUGAUGACAUGUUCAUCCUCAUAUCCUGCUGGCAGCAGACCAACGUUCACGCCCGGGUGGAAGACCGCUUAGCAGACACAUACAAGGAGGCGGCCAUUUCCAUUACCAUCACCACCCUGACGGAUGUGUUAGCCUUCUACAUCGGGCUCAUGACUCCAUUCCGCUCUGUGCAAUCCUUCUGCCUGUACACCAGCACGGCCAUCUUGUUCUGCUUCCUUUACAGCAUCACCUUCUUCGGGGCGUUCCUCGUACUGAAUGGGAGGCGUGAGAACAGCAACAAGCACUGGCUGACGUGCAAGGAGGUCCCAGAGGAUUGCCCCGUGGGUCGCUCAAAAUGGUACGACCUGUGCUGUGUGGGAGGAGCUUACGACCGCCAUACUGGAGCAGAGGAAGUACAGCCCAUGAAUCACUUUUUUAAGAAGCACUACGGCCCUUUUCUGGUAAAGCCCUGGACCAAGGUGUGCGUAAUCCUGCUCUAUUCAGUUUAUUUGUCCAUCAGCAUUUAUGGAUGCUUCCAGAUACAGGAGGGUAUUGACCUUCGCAAUUUAGCUGCUGAUGAUUCAUAUGUGAAUAGGUAUUAUGAUGAUGAAAAAGCCUACUUUUAUGAGUAUGGGCCAAAUAUCAUGGUAAUCAUAAGAGGUGAAUUUGCAUACUGGGAGGAAAAGAAUAUGUUGGAUCUUGAAUCUUGUGUAGAGGACUUCAAAAACCUGUCCUUUAUUGAGAAAGAUAUCUUUACAUCCUGGCUGAAAUCGUAUAAAUAUUAUGGGUACCAUACAAAUCUGAAUUUGAGUGUUGAAAAUGUUUUCAAGACAAACCUAAGUUCGUUCCUGAGAUCCUACUCUGACUUCAAGCAAGACGUAAAUUUCACAAAUAAUUCCAUCCGUGCCUCACGCUUCUUCAUCCAGACUGUCAAUAUCACUACUGCCAUUGAUGAAAUGAACAUGUUAAACAAUCUGCGAGAUACUGCUAGGAGAUGCUCUGUCCCGCUACUGGUAUAUCACCCUGUCUUUAUAUACCAUGAUCAGUACGCUGUCAUAGUGAGUAACACCGUUCAGAAUAUCUCCGUCACCACAGCAGUCAUGUUAUUGAUCUCCCUCCUACUGAUUCCAAACCCGCUCUGUUGUCUGUGGGUGACGUUCUCCAUCGCUUCUGUCAUUGUGGGCGUCACUGGUUUCAUGGCAUUGUGGGAUGUUAAUUUAGACACCAUAUCCAUGAUCAUUCUUGUUGUCUGCAUUGGAUUCUCCGUGGACUUCUCCGCACACAUUUCCUAUGCCUUUGUUUCCAAUAAGAAGCCAACUGCAAACGAGAAAGCCGUGGAAGCGCUGUUCCAUUUGGGCUAUCCCAUACUUCAGGGUGCUUUGUCAACCAUACUGGGCGUGAUAGUGCUGUCUGCUUCCAAGAACUACAUCUUCAGAACCUUCUUCAAGAUCAUGUUCCUUGUCAUCUUUUUCGGACUGUUCCAUGGCAUAACUUUUAUCCCUGUCUUUUUGACAUUCUUUGACUUUUUCAGCAGCAACUCAGGCAAUGUCAGCCCUCAGGAGAAAAGGGCGCUGGAAAACCAAGCCAUGACCAACUGCCAACCCAAAAACAUCCAAGAGAAAGCCAUUGAUCACGACAAGCAAAUCUAUGACAAUCACACCUUCCUGCCAGACAAUCAGCAAUUAUUCCCAACACAGCCCUGUCCCUCAGUCUGGACACUGACUGUCAACACCCAUCCCACCCAAAGUGGUCAGAUGUGCAUGGCAAGCACAGUUCCCAUGUUCAGAGUUGAUAGUCAAACAUAUGAAGUUCAGAUGUACACAACUAGUAAUGACGCUGUCACGGUCAAUUGCAACCAAAAUCUGGGGUCUGGUGAACAUCAUUGUGUGAUUGGAAAUAACCAACCACCAGUUUUACAGGAGUGUAAUGCCCCGGUUAUCAACUGCUCUGAUUCUGCAGAUCCUGUUCCUUGAACACCCCACUGUGUGAUAAAGCAUGUGUCGUUGUUUCAUGCGGCGUAUCUUACAAAGGAGGUUUAUGUCAAUCGUAAAGCCCUAAUCAAUGUUUUAUGGCUUAAACCUUUUUGACUGUUUUUUUGUUGAUGGCACUCGUACAUAUAAGCUUCAAUUGGCCAUCAUGUAAAAUAUAUCCAUAACAUUUGCUUAACUGUUAAAGUUCUACAAAACACAUUAUUUAACUUCGCAGCAAUGCAUCAGUGUUGAUGGGUUACUAUUUAUGUGGCAUUGUUGAUGGAUUUUAAAACCACCAUGAGCGUGUUCAUAUUUUGUAUUUGAAGAAUCCCAAGCUUUACUGAUACAUUAGAAUAGUGUUCAUGAUCUGUACAAUUUGAGAGUGUGUACUAUUACCAAUAUAUUUGUAUAAAAUGAAAUUGAUUUCACUUUCUUCUCUCAGUGUCUUUAAAGGAUAUAGAAUGUUAAAAUAACUACAAUAGCACUUCCUAGAAACAUUAUCAGUUCUGUUGGGUUUGCAAUUGAUAAUUAAUAUUGCCAUCUUUUAAUUAUUGAUACUGUUAAAACACAUACCAUACUAUGUAUUGAAACCUAAUAGAACAGUAUUUACUCAUUUAUUCAAUUUGUAAUGUUAAAAUAAAUGAUGUUGUCCUUGCUUACCCUUGGUUUAGGUAGUUGAUUUCUACAGGUGAUGUUUGUAAACCACAAGGUGGCAAUGUGAAUAUAUGCAGUGAAGAAAACUUGUGCUGAUAUCUAAUUUUGACAUUUGUUUUGUUCACCAUGUAAUUUAUUACCUAGGAGUUUAUAUUUUGACCUCAUAAUAAUACAUACUACUCAACUGUAACACCUCUUGUAAACAACAUUUGUGGAGUACUAUACUAUGCAUUUGAAAUAAAAAAUCAUCUCACUUGCAUUCAGACUAUUUCCAAUAAACCAUAUCCUUUACGGAUAUUCCUCUGCA
This is a messenger RNA of Salvelinus fontinalis (brook trout), 4179 nucleotides long. RefSeq names its product patched domain containing 3a (gene ptchd3a). Lineage: Eukaryota; Metazoa; Chordata; Actinopteri; Salmoniformes; Salmonidae. The transcript is spliced from 4 exons. Gene Ontology annotation, cellular component: membrane. Bases 258 to 3221 code for a protein of 987 amino acids. The record is from RefSeq and is a predicted model, not a curated record.